Molecule: messenger RNA, 4729 nt
Organism: Harpia harpyja (harpy eagle)
Lineage: Eukaryota; Metazoa; Chordata; Aves; Accipitriformes; Accipitridae
Gene: COLQ
Product: collagen like tail subunit of asymmetric acetylcholinesterase
Exons: 17
Coding region: 501-1871 (456 amino acids)
Molecular function (GO): heparin binding
Source: RefSeq, a predicted model, not a curated record
AUUAAGGCAAUUAGUGACCUGUAGAAGAUGAUCAAUCAGUGAUUUUAUCCAUCUCGACAUUGGUGUCUGGUUGCCUGCACCCAAGGAUGCUGUUUGUAGUCUGGUUCAUAAUUUCACCCUUUCCUGCUCAUCGUUAUUAUUAUUAUCCAAAGUGCCUUUUUGCUUCUGUUAGCAAAACCAGAAUCCCCCAUGCCCCAGUUUUAGCAGCUAAUGUCUACAAUAGGGGCAACUGAUCCAGUGCAGGAGUUAAAUAUAACCGUGUCUAGUGUAAGGAGAAGAUUUAAUGGGAAAUGGUUGGCAUUCUUUCUUCUUAAAGGCACGGGGGGGGGGGGGGUGAGGGGGGGAAGAGAGACGUACACACACAGACACACACACGCAUCCCACAGCGAGGGAAGAGGCAGAGAGCAGGCAAGGCAGAGAGGGAGCGAGGGUAGAGAGAGAGAGAGAUCCCCAAAGCAGCCCUGCGUCUCUGAGCUGGAAUCUGCCAGGGCGCAGCCAGCAUGUUGGUCCUCAGCCCACUUGUCUGGGGAUCUUACCUGCAGCUUUUCUUCUGCUUUGCUUUAUCUCAGACUGCGUACGUUGACAAUGUCUUCUCACUUUCAGCAGAUCUCCCUUGUUUGGAACAGAAGAAACAGCUCAACCGCAGAGAGUGCUGCUUCCUCGGCCCUCCUCCACCACCCCUGUUUCCACCACCGUACUUCAGGCACGGCUGGAGCUCUAAACUGCUUGCCCUGGAUAUGAAAGAGCUGUGUCGGGAGCUCCAGAUAAUAGAGGCUUCCUCUCUGCCUAAAUCACAUUGCCCUGCAGGGCCUCCUGGCCCCCAGGGUCCACAAGGUAUUCCUGGUAUAAUGGGACCAAAAGGGGAGAAAGGGGAGAUUGGCCGGCCAGGAAGAAAGGGUAGACCAGGUCCCCCGGGUGUCCCUGGGAUGCCAGGACCAGUAGGAUGGCCUGGACCUGUGGGACCGAAGGGUGAAAAGGGAGAGUUGGGUGUGAUGGGAUUGCCAGGUACAAGAGGACCAAUGGGCUCCAAGGGUUUUCCUGGAACUAGAGGAGAAAAGGGAUCCAGAGGUGACAGGGGUGACAAAGGAGUCAAAGGAGACCAGGGAGAAAUAGGCUUCCCCGGAAUGCUGGGACAAAAAGGAGAGAUGGGCCCGAAGGGACAAUCUGGAGUACCAGGACACAGAGGACCUAUAGGAAGACCCGGAAAACGAGGCAAACAAGGACUAAAGGGAGACAUUGGACCUGCGGGUAUCAUGGGUCCACCUGGAAGGCCUGGUCCUUCUGGCCAGCCAGGCCCCCCUGGACCUUCAGGAUCAGGGCAAUUUGCAAUAGGACCAAAAGGGGAAAGAGGACUUCCAGGGCCUCCAGGGAGAUGUCUCUGCAGAUCCCCACAACAUGUGAAUAACCCGCCAUAUGAGGAAUCUGUGUUUGGACACAGUUAUCCAAAAGUCCCCGCGAUUUUUGUGGUGAAUAAUCAAGAAGAAUUGGACCGGUUAAACACCGAAAAUGCCCUAGCUUUUAGAAGAGAUCAGAGAUCUUUGUAUUUCAAGGAUACCUUUGGAUGGCUCCCAAUCCAGCUCACCCCUUUCUAUUCUGUGGAUUACCGCUUCAAGGAUGGCGGUACCUGUGGAGAUGGGAUCGUACAGGAUGGGGAAGAGUGUGACGAUGGCAAUGCGGUUGUGACUGAUGACUGUAUAAGAUGCCGCCGUGCUUACUGUGGAGAUGGCUACAGACAUGAGGGAGUUGAAGACUGCGAUGGGAAGGAUUUUGGAUAUUUGACAUGUAAAACAUAUCUCCCUGGGUCUUAUGGAAAAUUGCGAUGCACUUCUUACUGCUACAUUGACUCUACACAGUGUCGAUACUUCACAUGAGGGAGAGGAGGUGGGUAGCAUCCCACAUGUAGCGGGGUGCUAGGUGCUACACUAUCAUCUAUCCAAGAAGGACUGGGACAAAAAAAAACCGCACCCACCUCUGUGUGAAAACAAACAAGGAGACAUCAUGCUGCUGAUGGCCAUUUUGAGAUGUUUUUCUUUUUUUUUUAAAUUAAGUCAGAUUGGGAAAAAAUAGGACCAUUGCAUCCUGUCUUAAUAGAGAAAUGUCAAACAGUGUUUGCCAGUAAGACUUUCAUGUGGCUGUGGAUGGCAACCUGCUCUCCAUCACAAAUGCAACGUUAAGCUACUGGAAACUGAAUUUCACUAACCAGGAAUAUUGAGUAACAAUUACCUCGACUUAGCACUGUUAAACCUACAUGUAAGCUCUUCAGGGUUUUUGUCUUUAAAUCUUCUCAGCAUAAACACAAAGCAUAUCUUGGAUGCAGUGUUUAUAGAGACUUCCUCUUUUAUUACAAUGUGAACUUUGCAAGUGUUGUAUCCACAUGAGUGAUGACUUCAGCGACAUUAAGGUUAAAGAUACACCUUCACGGGUCAAAGGAGCAGAGUGCUUUCAAGAUCAGCAAAGCAGCCAAAAAAGCUGGUUAACUUCACCUUCAGGCUAAGACGUUUGGCUGUGUGUCUGUGUGCAUGCACAGAAAUGCAAGCAGUCACAGGAGGCCUGAAACUGCAGACCACAAAGGCCAAACUGGACAAAUAAAUUGUGAAAUAGCCAAGGAGCUCUCUCCCAGGAGAAAAUCAGACAAGGAGGGAAGAUAAAGAAGGAACGUAUUUCCAUAUUUUUGACCUCUGUUGAGCUGGCUGGGCUCUGUGUGACCUCGAAGGGGCUGAGACAGCAUUGGUUACCUGCUUGAAACCACAGCGUGACCACGUACCGUUGCCUUCACUCUGGUUUCUACACUGGAAGGUCUUUUCAUUUUCAUCCCCUUGUCCACCCAACUAUCAUCAUUCAAUUACCCAUUAUACCCUUUCCUCUCUCCCCCUCUCUCCCGCUCACUGUUUCUGCCAUCGUGUCUGGGGUACCCCCCAGUGUACGUUCUCACUUCUGUAUCGCUGUAAAUCAGACCUUGGAGUAGGGUGUUUAUGGAUGCUCAUUCAUGCUGGGUAAUGUACAUGUAUUUUUGUUUUUCAGAAAGUUUGUUCAACUGCAUUAUCUCUGACAGGAGUCAGGGUAAUUAUAUACUUAUUUAUUAGCAAGAAUUAAAGAGCAAAUUUCGCAUGGGAAGCAUAUUAAAUGUUAAGUGAAAAGAGUCUAUAAAAGAAGAAAAUGAAACAAAGGAUGUGCAGAAUUCAGGACUAAAAGCCUCAAAUCAAGGAGUUAUUUUCAUACAAGCCACUCUUUUCUGCUUCGUGAUAAAUGCUGUACACGACUGUUUGAAAUGCGUGAGCUUUCUGUACCAGUGACAGCACUGCAACAGCUGCACUUACACUGGUACAUCUGUAAAGGUUAAAGGUGGAUGUUAUAAUGAUAAUGCGUUAAAGCAAUCAAGAAAGGCAUACAACUUUUACCACCUGUAUAGAAGACUUUAACUCUGCAUGUCCAAAGUGGUACUGGAAAUCACCAAGUAAAAAAAAAAACAAACCAACAAAAUUAGUGUACUCUUUGUAGCUAUCACUUACCCGGGCUAUUUAUGUCGCUAUGAAGCCAAGCCACCAGCAUUUGUAGCCCAGUUCAAUAGUUCAAAAUUUUUCAUCUUGUUGCCUUUUUUUUUUAAACAGAGGUCUUAAUAAAAGGUCAAGGAACCACUGGGGCAAGGAACUUGCCAUAAGCUCUGGAAAUCUGCGCACUAGCACAGCUGCCUUUUAAUUUCCUGUGCUUUCGCAAGCAGCAGGUUCCAGCAGCGUCAUACCACGCAGCAACACGUACCCAGCGGGAGGCUCCCGAGGACAGCCAUGCUCCCAGCAGCACGUCCUGCUGGCCAACCCUCCGGCUGAACCUCUGGCAGCAUCUGCCAGGUGUUACCAUCCUGGGUUUGGAGACGCUUCAUCUGAACUCCUCACCUUCUCCAAGGACUUCAUCUCUACUCCCCAGAAGGCUGGAGUCUUUGAGAAAUUUGGUAACCUCGGUGGCCUUGCACAUUCAGUUUUAAGUUGCGUCAUUUUUAAAAGCUGCUACCUCCAAAGGACGUUGAAGUUGCAAAGCUAAGUGCACGGAGAGUAGGAAACAUAAACAGGAGAUGUGAUCACGUAGGUAAAAUUGUACUGUGCUGCACGUGUUCAGGAAGGGGUGUAUCAGUCUGGUCAGAAAACGUACGCAAAGCAUGGAUUUUAAAUGGACUUUAUUAAUACAGCACAAACAAUUCAGCAUCUUAACAGAAAGAAAGCAAUCUAAGAUAUAAGGAAAAAAAACCAAAAACACAUGAAACGAGUUUCUUACUACCAUUACUGUCUUGCUCCCCUCAGAUGAUAAAGCAUGAGAAAGACAUCUGGGAAGGUGUUAAGUAUAUAUGAUUUAAAAGGCUGCAAAAGAAAUCCUUCCUCCUUAUUUCUGACAUACCUGCUUUAUCAUUAAUUGGGGAUUCUUCAGCUGGAUGGUGCCUGGUCUGCUGUGAAUUAUCUUCCCUCCUUCUCUGAGUUUCUGGCACAUUGUGCCAAGACUGGUUCAAAAGUUAAUUGGGGUAUUUCAGUUCCUUGGCCUUUUGUAGCAGCAAAUGCUUGUGGGAGAGUUUUUCUAAUGAUUAGUAUGCAACUCUAGACAAAUACAAAACCAGUAUGACCUUACACCAUGCACUGUUUUAAAUGUAUACUAAAAAUCCAGCUUGCACUUAAUAUAUAAUUAAAUAUAUGUAGUUACCUACUGCAUGUAUUAGCAGCUCAUGUCAAUAAAUUAUGCUACCUUA